This is a messenger RNA of Trametes versicolor FP-101664 SS1, 1818 nucleotides long. Its product is annotated as general substrate transporter. NCBI's taxonomy places the organism in Eukaryota, Fungi, Basidiomycota, Agaricomycetes, Polyporales, Polyporaceae. The record is from RefSeq and is a predicted model, not a curated record. Gene Ontology annotation, biological process: transmembrane transport. Gene Ontology annotation, cellular component: membrane. Bases 57 to 1700 code for a protein of 547 amino acids. Gene Ontology annotation, molecular function: myo-inositol:proton symporter activity. The transcript is spliced from 12 exons.
CAACUGCACUCACGCACCCCCGAUCUCCACACCCGGCGGCGGAACGAUUGUUGGCCAUGGAUCGCGCAUCGAACGGCUCUGAGAAAGCACGAGAUGCCCAGGCUUACGAAGACAUUGAGGGAAUCUCUUCUGCGGUGGCCUCCGGCGUCAUCUCCGAGGCCCUUGUAGUCGCCGAGGGCGAAGAGCGAACGACAUGGUUUGUGUGGCUGCUGGUCGCAUGCGCGAGUAUUUCGGGUCUGCUCUUCGGUUACGACACCGGUGUGAUCUCCGGGGCGUUGGUAACUAUCGGAGGGGAUUUAGGACCCGCGGAGCUCUCGUCCGGCCAGAAGGAACUCAUCACCUCCUCUACUACCCUCGGUGCGCUCCUGGGAGGACUCGCCGCGGGCAUGCUGAGUGACUUCAUCGGCCGGAGACCUGUAAUGGGGAUUGCGGACAUCAUCUUCAUUGGCGGUGCGAUCGGACAAGCUGUCUCCCACACCGUCUGGUCCAUGAUUGGCUGCCGUUUCCUCAUCGGAAUCGGUGUAGGCGUCGCCGCAUGUGUCGCGCCUCUGUACAUCCAGGAGCUCUCCCCGACCCGCCUGCGCGGCCGCAUGGUCGUCGUGAACGUCGUCAUGAUCACCGGCGGACAAGUUGUUGCCUACGGAAUAGACGCGGCAUUCGCAAACGUGCACGGCGGGUGGCGCUGGAUGGUCGGCCUAGGAGCGCUGCCCGCGGCCGGGCAGGCGUUCUUCCUGUUCUUCCUCCCCGAAUCGCCGCGUAUCAUGAUCCGCAGGGAUAACAUGGAGGCGGCGCGUGGGACCAUGACGAAAAUAUAUGCGUUCGCUACACCGGAGCAAGUUGACCUCAAGGUGCGGACACUGGCCGCAGCGGUGAAGCUGAGCGUCGAGAUCACGAACACAACGACGCUCUGGCAACGCAUACGGCUUAUUCUCACCGACCCCAUUAACCGGAGGGCGCUCAUCGUCGGUUGUGGUAUGCAAGCCUUCCAGCAACUCUGUGGAUUCAACACCCUCAUGUACUACAGCGCUACGCUGUUCAAGGAAAUUGGGUUCGACCAGCCGACCGCCGUUGGACUCAUCGUCUCGGGCACGAACUUCAUCUUCACGCUCCUCGCGCUCAAGUAUAUCGACAUCAUUGGCCGCCGCAAGAUCAUGCUCUGGUCUGCCCCCGGCAUGAUCGUCGGCCUCGUUCUUGCUAGUGUCGCCUUCCAUUUCCUCACGAAGAAGACGGGUGGGAACCUCGUCGAUGGCACGCAAUACUCAACGACUUGGUCCGCAAUUGUGCUCCUCGCGAUGAUCGUGUACGUCGCAUCGUACGCGACUGGCCUUGGGAACGUACCUUGGCAGCAAGGCGAGCUUUUCGGUCUCGAAGUACGCGGUAUCGGUACCUCGCUCGCAACGACGACGAAUUGGGCGGGCAACCUGCUCAUCGGUGCAACGUACCUCUCACUCAUGGACCGCAUCACACCCGCCGGCGCGUUUGGCUUCUACGCCGGGCUCUGUCUGCUCGGCUGGCUCUUCGUCGUGUGCUGCUUCCCGGAGACCGCGGGUCUCAGCCUCGAAGAGGUCCGCACCAUCUUCCGCAACGGGUUCGGCAUCGCGGAGAGCGAACGCCUCAGGCAGGAGAAGCGCGCCUUGCGGCUUGGGGAUAAGGCGAGGAGAAAGGAGGCGCGGGAGAGGUUGGACGACGAGAAGGUGUGAGUGUCUGCGUAGAGGUGUGAUUUUCUUUUGCUUGUUUGCUUGCUUAUAAUGCUGUGCUACGACUGGAACGACUGUAUUCUUGUAUACGCGCGUAAUGGAUAUACUAAUGUACGGAUGC